Messenger RNA from Alternaria alternata, 1575 nucleotides. Its product is annotated as cytochrome P450. Gene Ontology annotation, molecular function: iron ion binding; oxidoreductase activity, acting on paired donors, with incorporation or reduction of molecular oxygen; heme binding. The coding region runs from base 1 to 1575 and encodes 524 amino acids. NCBI's taxonomy places the organism in Eukaryota, Fungi, Ascomycota, Dothideomycetes, Pleosporales, Pleosporaceae. The record is from RefSeq and is a predicted model, not a curated record. The transcript has 4 exons.
AUGCCGACCCUUGACUCACUCACGUCCGGGGACAAGCUUUCUACCAUGGAGCUGCCCCAUCCACGCACAAUAGUGGCAAGUCUUCUAGCCAUAGUAUUCACGCUAUCCUACUAUCGAUCUGUCACGAAGAAGACAGGCCUCGAAAACUUUCCUGGGCCAUGGUAUGCACCCUACACGGCUAUGCACCUUCGAUGGCUUUUCGCCCGCGGCACGAUCCACGAGUAUGUUGAGAAGAUGCACAAACAGUAUGGUGAUGUGAUUCGUCUGGGACCAAGGCAGAUUUGGGUCUCAGACAAAGGGGCUAUGAAACAGAUUCUUCUUACCAUUGACCUACCAAAGGUUACUAUGUAUGCCGAGAUCUCGAGAGACAGAAGUAGCCCAGGCCUUUUUGGAGAAAUCCGCCCAGUGCCCCACCGCAACCUCAAGAAGUUUCUCAGCCCUGCCUUCACCGUGGCAUCUGUGGACAAACUAGACACCUACUUCAAAGCAUGCGUAUCCACCUUGCUUGACAACUACUACGAUGAAGUCAACAAAGCCGUCUCCAAAGAUCUCAGUUUCAGGCCUAAUGGCAAUAUCCAAACAGACCUCAUGCGCGAUCUGCAUUGCCUUGCCUUGGACAUCAUGGGCGAGUCCUCAUUCGGCAAAGGCUUUGGGCAGAUUGACAAGAUUUUCGAUCCGAGAAAGAUGCUUUCGAGCAGAGAUAAGCGGUGGAGUAAGAUUCCCAAUGCGAUCUUCGAUGGGCAGGCCAGAAGGUAUGGAUUAGUUUUCAUCAAGAGAUUCCUGAGGCGAAUGGGGUAUGAAUGGGAGGUUGAUUGGCCCAAGGAAAUGACCACUGCUAUUUGCGAACUCGUCGACGAACGUGCUGCAGCACAGGGAUCAGCAAAGAACGCAGCACGUAUCGAUGUCCUACAGCAUAUGUUGGAUGAGGGUGCGCGACCGGAUACUGGAGAGCGUAUGUCGAAUCAGGAUAUAAUUGAUCAGAUGUCUGAACUUCUUCUGGCUGGUUCGGAAACGACAUCCGCCCUAAACAAGCUUCUCGCUUCGCUCCCCCCUCUUUCUCCUUCAUCCCCCAUCCUCGACUCCAAAACCGUGCGAACGGACCCACAAUAUCGCUACCUUGAAGCCUGUCUCAAAGAAAACCUGCGCAUGAACCCCAUUGCUUCUGAACUAGGUCGUCGCACUCUAGAUCAAGGCCACAAUGUUAAUGGCUUUGAUAUUCCGCCCUAUACAAUUGUUUCAGCCAGUUAUAGGGCACUACAUCGGGAUGAACGAUACUGGCCCGAGCCAAACAGGUUUUGGCCAGAACGAUGGCUGGAAGGUGAGGAGAGGGAGGGUGCGCCGGAACCAGACAUGGAUGCUUACUUUCCGUUUUCUAACGGUCGACACAACUGCAUUGGACAGAAUUUCGCGUACGCAGAAAUGCGCACAGUAUCUGCAAACCUCCUUUCCCGCUUCUCGCUCGAGGAAGCUGGUUAUCAGGAAAUUCAACUUCGGCAGUUCAUCACGAUGCAGUUCCAUGAUGGGAAGUGGAAGGUUGUGUUGAAGCCUCGGUGGAGAGAAGGCGCGGAAGCUUGA